Dendrobium catenatum is the source of this 754-nucleotide messenger RNA. RefSeq lists its product as uncharacterized. Lineage: Eukaryota; Viridiplantae; Streptophyta; Magnoliopsida; Asparagales; Orchidaceae. The record is from RefSeq and is a predicted model, not a curated record. The transcript has 2 exons. The coding region runs from base 62 to 709 and encodes 215 amino acids.
AGAGUCAAGGUCGAAGUGACGAAACGGAAAUCCGUUCUUAUCCUCGUCCCCCAAAUCCCGAAUGCUAUCAUAUUUCCGCUCCUUCUCCUAUUUUUCAACAAACCCGCCGGCGAUGCCCCUACUCUUCCGUAACAGCGGCGCCGCCGCUGCCGCUUCCAUCAGCCUCCUCCUCCCCAACUCGUCCUCCUUCCCUCCUUCACCUUCACUCUCCGUCUCGCUUAUUCCAAUCCACCAAUCUCGUAGAAGUGCGCACAUCGCGCUUGCGAGGAGAGGCCUGGCUUCGCGCACCCGCAGGCUCGAGAAACGUGGCAAGGACCGUGGCGAAACGGAAGAGAAAGUCUUGGUGAAGGAGAAGGAGGAGAUGGAGCCUUCUUCUACUGAGUUGGGAGGCGAAGGAGGAGGUGCAGAAAUAGUGUAUUCGACAGGCCCACCGCCGGCGCUUCCCGGAUUGGAGCAGGAUUUCUGGGAGGGGACUCAGUGGGAUGCGCUGGGGUUCUUCCUGCAGUAUAUGUGGGCUUUUGGUAUCGUCUUUGGGGUGUUUGCCUGUGGGAUAGCUGUUGCAACCUACAAUGAAGGAGCUACAGAUUUUAAGCAAACCACUGUGUACAAGGAAUCAAUCCAAUCUCGAGAGCUACUCGAACAGCCAGAGGAUUCUAACGCCGAUGUAUUCGAGGGAAAUCCAACCGAGGUUGCACCAAGUUUGGAGUAACUUGGAUUCCCCUGUUGUAAAAGGAAGACAUUAUUAGAUGCAGAG